AAUAUUAAUUAAACAUGCACGAACCAUCAGUUAUUAAUGCAUAAUAUCAGGUCAAAAACAUCAACGAACAAUUUGAUGCUAUCAAUAAAAAUAUAUAAUCGUAAACACACGGUUUUCUAAAUGUUUUUCAUUAUACAUACUCGGCCGGUUAACUUGCUCCGCUUAAUCAGUAGUAGUGUAUCAAAAUGUCCGCCGUGUCUUUAUUCCGUCGUGCUUUCGUGAAACAAAUUGCUGAUUUUUAUAGUGCAAAUGCAUCAGUGUCGUGUUACGUGCAGAAAAGGCAUCAAUGGAAUCUCAAAGUAAUUCCGAAACCGGGUGUUCAGGGGAAAAGCUAUCGUCGGAUUGUCCAUUUUAAAGACAAGUACACGGUCGAGCCUUUGGAGGUUACAAACUUAGGAGGCAGGGAUCCCGAAACAGGAAGACGAGUGGUCAUUGGCAUCGGUGGAGGGAUUAAGCACAAGUACCAUUGGAUCAAUUGGAUCAGGGAUGGACCAACCGACUUGAACGAGAAGCCAAAGGAGGAGAGGAUUCUGGCGAUAUUCCACGACGGCAAUAGGACAUCUGAUGUCGCACUGGUCGGCAGUGGCAAGGAGUUGAAGUAUAUUCUCGCCACAGAUCAAAUGAAAGUGGGCGACAUACUUCGAACCCAUAAGGGUAUACCGCGGAACCCUAUCAGACCGAACGAAGGGGAUGCUUAUCCAUUAGGCGCGUUACCGGCCGGGACUAUUGUUCACUGUGUAGAGAAAUAUCCGGGAUUAGGUGGCUUUCUGAUUCACGCCGCUGGAACAUUCGGCACCAUUAUGAACCGGGACGGAGACGAUCGUGUGAUCGUCAGAAUGCCUAGCAAGAAACUAUUCAGCCUACACGAAACGUGCAUGGCGACAGUCGGCAGAUUGUCGAACAUCGAACACGGCACGACUCCAAUCGGCAGCGCGCAGAAGAACCGUGAGCUCGGUAAUCGGCCGAGAAGCGGUUUGUGGCACAGAAAAGACGGAAGACACGGUCGAAAGGUUAGAAAAUUGCCUCCUGUGCGGAAGUUCGAUCCAUACGUACCCACGAAGAAGGAAACGCUCACGUUAAAUUACCGGUCGUUGAACGAGUAAAAUUACUUGUAAACACGUAUAGAAUAAAACGAUCACUUUAUUGUA
Messenger RNA from Dufourea novaeangliae, 1148 nucleotides. RefSeq names its product 39S ribosomal protein L2, mitochondrial (gene mRpL2). The record is from RefSeq and is a predicted model, not a curated record. Lineage: Eukaryota; Metazoa; Arthropoda; Insecta; Hymenoptera; Halictidae. The coding region runs from base 186 to 1103 and encodes 305 amino acids. The transcript has 2 exons. Gene Ontology annotation, molecular function: RNA binding; structural constituent of ribosome. Gene Ontology annotation, cellular component: ribosome. Gene Ontology annotation, biological process: cytoplasmic translation.